Cylas formicarius (sweet potato weevil) is the source of this 2080-nucleotide messenger RNA. RefSeq names its product BUD13 homolog. Bases 79 to 1770 code for a protein of 563 amino acids. Lineage: Eukaryota; Metazoa; Arthropoda; Insecta; Coleoptera; Brentidae. Gene Ontology annotation, molecular function: RNA binding. Gene Ontology annotation, biological process: mRNA splicing, via spliceosome. The record is from RefSeq and is a predicted model, not a curated record. Gene Ontology annotation, cellular component: U2-type spliceosomal complex; RES complex. The transcript is spliced from 3 exons.
ACGAUUGUAAAAUGGUAGAUACCCGUAACCCUUAUAAUUGUAGAUGUUUUAUUUCGUUUUUUGUAAAAAAAUAAAAAUAUGACAACAAUAAUAAACCAAAAAGAGUAUUUAAAGAAAUAUUUGGGUAAGAGGAGAGAGCCUGGCGAAAAAAAAAGAAAGAAAAAAAAACCCAAAGUGAUUUUAAGUGGUCUCAAAAUCGUCGACGACAACGUAGAUAUCAAGUUGGAUGAAGAAAUUAAAAUCGAUCUGCAAGCCAAUAAUGAAGAAGCUCCACAAAUAGUGGCAGUUAUUGAUGAUCGUCCACCAUCCCUUAGAAUUGAUGAAAAGACCAGAAAUAAAUUAUGGAAACCCAUUGGGGAAACGAACGAUAGCAUUAAACUAGAAAUGCCCAUUAAAUUUGAAGGUGGGUUUAAACUAAAUAAGUUGCAUACAAAAAUGCUUAAUAGUCCACCUCAUUCACACUCUAACUCUCACAAAGUAGUGAAACAGGAAAUAGUAAAUGUAGAAUAUGAUGACCAUUCACCCUCUCAUGCGGAAAAUAAGUUACAAUUAAUAUCCAGACCCAUAAAAGAAGAAGAUGUAACUCCACCCAGGAGUCAGUUUUCAGAUAAUUCACCGCAACGGAAGGAAAGCAAUAGAGAUAUUUCACCUCUUAGAAAAAGAAAGACGCGAUUUCAGGAUAUCUCGCCUCCACCUGUACCAAAAGACAACUUUAUUACAAAAAAUGAAGAUAACUCACCUCCAAGAAGAAUCAGUAGAGACAUGUCACCUCCCAGAAAACCAUUCCAGGGUUCGUCACUGAAGUCUACAACAAAUUCUUCAAGGUGGGUUGAAGAUAAUUCCCCACCCCAUCGAAAGCAGGGUACUAGAUCACCUCAAAGAAAAAUAAAAGAUGAUAUAGACAGUUUGCACUAUAAAACAUCUAAAGGUGAGGAUAGGCCUCCUUCAAGAAGGAUAAAACAAGGAAGUCCAGAUAAGUCACCACCUAGGAGACCCAGAAGUGGGAAUAGAGAUGAAAGUGAAGAUAAUUCUCCACCCAGAAGACACAGACAUGAUAACAGGUCGCCUCCAUGCAAAUUGAAAUGGGAAAUUCCAAGUAGUUCCUCCAGUAGAAGUCACAGGUCUCCUUCAAAAAAAAGAAAAUAUGAGAUUGCAUUUAGUUCAAGUCUAGGAACCAAUAGAAACGCUGCUAGAUCACCUGCAAGAGACAGUUGCCCUCCCACAUUUUCAAAAAACAAUAUCAAGUCUCCUCCAAUAGUUGUCACACAAGAAGAGGCUGAAAAUUCCCCUAAUAAAACUGUUGUGGUGCGCAGAAAAGCAAACCAAAUGGUAGACCCAGAGGAACAGGAAAGAAGACUGCAAAAAGAAAAAGAAAAUAAAGAAAAGUAUGAUAGGUGGGGUAAAGGAUUGAAGCAAGUUGAAGCUCAAGGUGUAAAAAUUGCUGAAGAAUUGCAUGAGAUGAGCAAACCAUUGGCCAGAUAUGCUGAUGAUGAAGACCUGGAGAAGUACUUGAAGGAGCAAGAGAGAGAGGGAGAUCCAAUGCUUGCUUAUAUAAGGAAGAAAAAGAAAAAGGUUGCUAUUGAAUCUGGAAAGCCCAUGAAGCCCCAGUUUGAAGGGGAAUACAUGCCUAACCGUUUUCUGAUUGCUCCGGGAUACCGUUGGGAUGGGGUGGAUAGAUCUAAUGGUUAUGAGAAGAAAUAUUUCGAUAUUCAGAAUUCGAGAAAAGCGGACGUCGAGGAAUCUUACAAGUGGAGUACUGAAGAUAUGUAACAUUCAACCUUUAGAGAUAGAUAUAUUUUUUGUAAAUAUAGAUUACAUUAUAUAUUGUUAUACCUUGUGGGUCCUACCUGUAACGAGCAAAAAAAAAAAAGACGGAACAAUCUUCAGCUAACGGCAAAGAAAUUUUCAUAUAUAUAUGGAAUAUGUGAUUGAGGUUAGUCAACACGUCCUAAAUAAAUGGUGAAAAAAAGUUAUUAAGUUUGGCAAUAUGUGUUUGGUAAAAUUAUGAUUCAAGUUGUGGCCGAAAUAAAUUUAUUUUGUUUACUGUUGAUGCCCUAGUUUUAUUUCACCAUCCCCCGUG